This is a messenger RNA of Vitis vinifera (wine grape), 2149 nucleotides long. Its product is annotated as beta-amylase 1, chloroplastic. Gene Ontology annotation, biological process: polysaccharide catabolic process. Gene Ontology annotation, molecular function: beta-amylase activity. Bases 628 to 2007 code for a protein of 459 amino acids. Lineage: Eukaryota; Viridiplantae; Streptophyta; Magnoliopsida; Vitales; Vitaceae. The record is from RefSeq and is a predicted model, not a curated record. The transcript has 4 exons.
GUAACAUAUGUAAUAAAAAAAUGGCUUGAAAUCAAAGCAAUGGAUAUACCCUCUUCAUAUAAAUUAAAGACUUGACAAAUCCUCUCUUAUAAGAACAAGACCAGCCCACCUGAAAUGGCCAAAACCAACUGGCUCCAAACACCCAAGCCGAUUAUCCUAUAGGAAGAAGAUGGGGUUGAAGAUGCUCGAGGAGACCCAGUCUCAUCUAAGGCAGUUGGAGCAUCUGCAGCAGGGCUAAUGUCCGGAGCUGGUGCUGGAGCUGGGGUAGAAGGAAUGUCGGUGCCAAAGAUUGCUACAGGGAGAAGGACCUUAUCAACUUGAUACACAGCCACAGGAUCGGUCGAAUGCACGCUGCUACUCACCUUGGUGUUAGUCCAUCCUGAGCCAAUGUUACCGGCAACCUUAACUUAUUUCCUUUUUCUUUUUCUUUUUUUUAAAUACAUAAGCCAGUUGGACGGUCCGUAUUGAACCAUCUUCAUCCAAUGGCCAAAAAUGUUUUUUGGGUAGGUACCGAAGUGGUACUGUAGAAUUUCCUUUUUCAAACCCAGAAUUGUUCGUUCUGUUUUCUCUUAUUUUUUAACCGGAGGGAAGAGGGCGGAUCUGUCAGUGGCGUGCCAGUCGUUCGCGAUGGAGACGGAGGCGACACCGGCAGAGAGGGAAUACAAGGAGGGGGGUGCAAAGGCUACGGGGAAGGGGGUGCCGGUUUACGUGAUGAUACCUUUGGAUAGCGUGACGAUGGGGAAUGGUGUGAAUACGUGGGAGAAGAUGAAAGAGAGGAUGCAGAAGCUGAAGAGCGCGGGUGUGGAGGGGGUGAUGAUGGACGUGUGGUGGGGACUGGUGGAGAGGGAGGCCCCUGGCACCUAUAAUUGGGGUGGCUACGCGGAGCUCCUGGAGAUGGUCAAGCAGCAUGGGCUUAAAGUUCAGGCGGUCAUGUCCUUCCAUAAAUGUGGUGGAAACGUCGGUGACUCCUGCACGAUCCCUUUACCUAACUGGGUUGUGGAAGAGAUCAACAAAGAUCCGGACCUUGCAUACACUGAUCAAUGGGGGAGGAGAAAUUAUGAAUAUGUGUCCCUUGGGUCUGAUACUCUUCUGGUCCUCAAGGGGCGAACACCCGUCCAGUGUUAUGCUGACUUCAUGCGUGCAUUCAGAGACAAUUUCAAGCAUCUUCUUGGUGACACCAUUGUGGAAAUCCAAGUGGGGAUGGGACCAUCAGGUGAGCUCCGCUACCCUUCAUAUCCAGAGCAAAAUGGGACAUGGAAAUUCCCAGGCAUUGGAGCAUUCCAGUGUUAUGACAAGUAUAUGCUCAGUAGCUUGAAAGCUGCUGCAGAAGCUGCUGGCAAACCAAAAUGGGGUAGCACCGGUCCCACAGAUGCUGGCCACUACAACAACUGGCCAGAAGAUACACAGUUUUUCCGACGAGAAGGAGGGGGUUGGACCAGUCCUUAUGGUGAAUUCUUUCUUAACUGGUAUUCUCAGAUGCUUCUAGACCAUGGUGAGAGAAUACUGUCAUCAGCCAAGUCCAUCUUUCAGGACAUGGGAGUUAAGAUCUCAGUCAAGGUUUCUGGUAUUCACUGGCACUAUGGGACACGGUCCCACGCUCCAGAGCUCACGGCAGGGUACUAUAACACACGGUUCCGAGAUGGAUACAUUCCUAUUGCUCAAAUGUUAGCACGCCAUGGUGCCAUACUCAACUUCACCUGCAUAGAGAUGCGUGAUCAUGAGCAGCCACAGGAUGCUCGUUGUGCACCCGAGAAGCUUGUGAGGCAACUGGCUCUAGCAACUCGGAAAGCUCAAGUCCCACUUGCUGGGGAAAAUGCAUUGCCUCGAUAUGAUGAGACUGCGCAUGAGCAGAUCUUGAGAGCAUCAUCCUUGAAUUUUGACGGUGAAGAAAGAGAGAUGUGUGCUUUUACAUACUUGAGAAUGAAUCCGGACCUAUUCCAGGCAGACAACUGGAGAAGGUUUGUUGCAUUUGUGAAAAAGAUGAAGGAAGGGAAGAAUGCACACUAGUGUCGGGAACAAGUGGAGCAGGAAGCAGAGCACUUUGUAGGAUAAUUAAUUGCGACAUAUGAGUGUUGGUUUUAAUAAACUUAACAAUGUCAAAGCCAACUUUAAUGGUCAGGCAAAUUAAAGGGGACUUAUAUUUUCUAAA